Triticum aestivum (bread wheat) is the source of this 2191-nucleotide messenger RNA. RefSeq lists its product as uncharacterized. Lineage: Eukaryota; Viridiplantae; Streptophyta; Magnoliopsida; Poales; Poaceae. The record is from RefSeq and is a predicted model, not a curated record. Gene Ontology annotation, cellular component: plastoglobule; plasma membrane. The transcript is spliced from 12 exons. Bases 216 to 1922 code for a protein of 568 amino acids.
GAACCUACCAAUUUUCCCUUUGAAAAAAAGAACUACUCCGUAUCAUUUAUUUUGAGCUAAAGAACCUACCAGCUACACGUAUCGCACCCUUCUCCCAUACACCCCGUUGAAGGCCAGCAAACGCACGCCGUGCCCCACGCUUCAUCACACUUCACACCUCACGCGCGUACGCUUGUCUAGUUCGUCCCCCUCGCCGGCGACCCACCCAUCCAUUGAUGGCAGCGACGGCGGUCGUGGGCGCCGCUUCUCGCUCCCGUCUCCUCCUCCACCACCACCGACUCCCUCAGGUUCCAGCCGGUGGGGGAGGUUCGCUGAGGGUGGGCGCGCUCGGGGCCGGACGGGAUUGGAGACGACGGGUCCGGGUCGGGGUUAGGGUUUUCGCGCGCUACUCCUCCCAGCCACAAGACUUCUCUAGUCGACUCCAAGAUAGAGCUGGUGAAUUGCCGAAAUUAGUAGAGGAUCUUCUCCAGACGUCGAUUAGCACAGGGCCUCGAGGUGCCUUUAGGAUGGCGCAAGGGAUCCAAGCUCUCCUUGGGGUUGGUGGGGAGUGGCUAAAUGACUUCUCGAAGACAGCUAACACGUCAGAAGGAAUUCCAGCUCAGAUGCGUCUUGGUUUGCUUUCCCCUCUUUACCUCAGAAGGCUUUUUGAACGCAUGGGUGCAACUUAUAUCAAGCUAGGUCAGAGUUUUGAAGGGUACCAUAUGGACAAUUUGAGAGCACAUGACCUUUUUGGGGAUGGUGAUUUAGGGCAGUUCAUAGCGUCUGCACCAACUUCCUUUCCUGCAGAAUAUGUUGAAGAAUUCCAGAACUGUUUUGACCGAGCACCACCUGUUCCUUAUAGCGAGAUCGAGUCGAUAUUGCGUGAGGAGUUGCAGCGGCCAUUGGAUAGUGUCUAUGAGUACAUUGAUCCCGUGCCAAUAGCAUCUGCUUCAAUAGCACAGGUUCAUGGGGCUAGAUUGAAGAGCUCUCAGAAGGAUGUGGUGAUUAAAGUCCUGAAACCUGGAAUUGAAGAUACUUUGGUUGCCGAUCUGAAUUUUAUCUAUCUUGUUGCACGUGUUUUGGAGUUUCUAAGCCCUGAAUUAGAGAGGACAUCACUGGUAGCUAUCAUCAAGGACAUAAAGGAAUCAAUGCUUGAGGAAGUUGAUUUUAGAAAGGAAGCUGUAAAUAUGGAGGCUUUCCAGAGAUACAUCGAAGCAAUGGGAUUUGAUAGGCAGGCCAAAUCUCCAUUUGUGUAUCAGCACUGUAGCACAAAGCGUGUCUUAACUAUGGAAAGAUUGUAUGGUGUUCCACUCACCGAUCUUGAUUCUAUAAGGUCUCUUGUUCCUGAUCCUGAGUUGACUUUAGUCACUGCCCUCAAUGUCUGGUUUGGAAGCUUGAUCUCAUGUGAAUCCUUCCAUGCGGAUGUGCAUGCAGGAAACCUAUGGUUGCUUCGUGAUGGACGUGUUGGAUUUAUCGAUUUUGGAAUUGUUGGUCGAAUAUCCCCAAGGACUUGGGCUGCUAUGGAGAUCUUUUUGGCUUCUUUCGCAACUGAGGAUUACAAUGCUAUGGCAUCGGCCCUUUCCGAAAUGGGUGCUACAGGGAAUGAUAUAGAUGUUGACUCCUUUGCAAAGGACUUGCAAAAUAUAUUCUCAUCGCUACAGGAGUUGGAUACUGAAAUUAUAGUGGCAGCUGCAAGAAGUUCUGAUGCUGCAGCUGUAUCUGCUAAUGUUGUUGUAGACGAGAGGCAGAUGAAUGCACUGUUUCUUGAUCUGGUAAGGGUUAGCGAGUCAUAUGGGCUGAAAUUUCCUAGGGAAUUCGCUCUUCUCAUGAAGCAACUUCUUUAUUUUGAUCGGUACACUAGACUGCUGGCUCCCAGCAUGAACAUGCUGCGAGAUGAGAGGAUUAACAUUACUUCCAACAAGCACACCAGAAGAAUGAAUUGAUUCUAUCUUCCAUCAUUUGAGGAAUUGGUGCAAGACAUGGACAAGUGAUAUUGUGAGUUGUGACAAGCUUAUGCAACCAUUCUAGAACUGUGUAUAAUUUAAUACGACCAGCAUAGAAGUGAAUCACGUGAGGGGAAACAUAACACUGGCUCCUGUUGUGGAACUUAGGCAUCUUGGAGCGGAAAUUGCUUUUGGAUCUCGGGCUACAUGUAGACUGGAAUUUGAAAAUUAUAAAAUCAUAAUUUUCAAGUUUUAAAAAGUUCUGAAUA